Molecule: messenger RNA, 664 nt
Organism: Salvia hispanica
Lineage: Eukaryota; Viridiplantae; Streptophyta; Magnoliopsida; Lamiales; Lamiaceae
Product: E3 ubiquitin-protein ligase RHA1B-like
Biological process (GO): protein ubiquitination
Molecular function (GO): ubiquitin protein ligase activity
Source: RefSeq, a predicted model, not a curated record
GUUUUGGUCAUUGAUUUUGGGAUCCAAUAAUUCUCCAAGAAAAUGGGUGAUCAUCUCCCCUCAAAUAUGUAUAUAUAUAUAUCUCUCACCAAAAUCAAAAUUCCCAUAUUCUCCCACAUUUGAAAUGGGAUUUUCUUUCUUCUCACCACUCACAAAACCCUUCAAAAACUUGAUCUCCUCACACAUUGAAGAAGAUGAGUCGUCCCGCCCAUCCCCUUCAAACGUGCUACUUCCCGAUUACCUGACGACCAAAUCCGUCAACAAAGAUCACCUCCCAGUAGUCGAACGUGCAACCUUCAUAUCUCACAACAACGAAAAAGAGGGCGAUGAUGAUUGCGCAAUUUGUUUGAAAAGAAUAGAGGCAUGGCACAAUGUGAGGCAACUUAACAAAUGCGAGCAUGCUUUCCAUGUUGAGUGCCUCGAUUCUUGGAUCGACCGCGGUGGUGACACAUGUCCCGUGUGUCGAGCCUGGCUCGUCUCCGGGGAGGUGGGCCAUGGGAAGGAUCCAUGGAGGUCGGAGAGAAUGGUGUACUUGUUUGGAGAAGAUUGCUUGAUGGAGGAGCUUCAAUGAGAUGUAUGUUACAAACUUUGAUUAAUAAUUACUCUAGUUUGGAGUUGCAUAAAUAAAAUAUCUAUAUAAACGAGUGAUGGUGAUUUUCCUUUA